AAAAGCGCCACGGUGUAUUGUCAGAUUGCGUUGGGCAGGUUGUAAACACGGAGGCUCGGUCUGUGAGAGUGCCAGACGCUUUUGGCGACUCAACUACAGCCAGAGUGUGUGGGACUGCAUUUCAGCUCUUCAAUUGAUUGCAACUACUGGCAUUUAAAAUGAAUGCUGAUGGAAUUUACAUUUCGCCGGUGAAAGGCAAUGAAAAUGAGAUACCAAACAUUUCCAUCAGUGACUACCUCUUGGACAAAAUUAAGUCGCACAACCUGACCGACUCGGACAAGCCCUGGGUGAUCGAUGCUCGAACCGAGGUUCAGGUUUUAUUCAAAGACAUCGAGCCGCUCUCCAAGAAAAUCGCCAGCGGCUUGGCCAGGCUGGGUUUCAAGAAGGACGAUAUUUUAUAUUUCGUGACCUACGAAACUGCUCAGCUCUACUUGGUGCAAAUGGCAGUGUGGCGGCUCGGAGGAGCAGUUCGGGGCUGCUACCAGCAAGAGGCACCAGAGGAGUACGCACGACAGCUUCGAGAGACUCGGUCAAGGUUCAUUCUGAUCGACCCUGAAACGGAGGACCGCAUGAAACAAGCGGCGCAAAUGGUCCACUGGGAUAUCUCGCUUUUGUCCUUUGGAGAUGUGCAGAACGCGGUCUCUGUCGAAACGCUUUUAAAAGACGACGGCUCAGCAUUUCCUGAGAAGGUCGAAUUUGACAAGGAUGACGUGGUAAUUAUACCAAAUACGAGUGGAAGCACUGGACUACCCAAAGGCGUGCUCCACACGCAUGCAACUUACCUCGCACUCUCAUACAACCGCAAUGCUUUGCAAACACUGCUGAGUGUUUCAUUCAUGACUCCGAUGAGCAAUUACGCUGUGGGCAGCUUUAUGCUGACGGCCAGCUCGAUAGUUUAUGGCGCAACAGUUAUUCACUUGGGAAAGUUUGUCAGGGAGCAGUACAUCGCCAACUUAAUAAAGUACAAGCCAGGAAACUGUCUCAUGUAUCCGUUCGUCGCCACUUGGUUCGCGAGGUGUGAUGAUUUGGAUCAGGUAGAUCUGAGCUUUUUGAAAAUGAUUUCGUGCGGCGGAUCCGUGUUGGACGCGACAACCGCUGAGCUCAUAGUGAAGAAGAUGCCCCACGUCAAAGUGGUUCAAUUUUACGGUAUGACGGAGACUCUUGCUGUGGCCAACACGGAAAUUAUGAGGGCGGAAGACGAGUUGGACAAGAAAAUAGUUUUGACAGAAAACGAAGGAGAAAUUUGCGUUUCGUGUGGAAAACUGAACCCAUACGUGCAAGUUAAGAUUAUUGACGAGCAAACUGGCGAAAAUCUAGGCCUGAGGAAAAAAGGGCUCAUCCACGUCAAAUCACCAAUGAUCAUGAAAGGCUACCUGUCAGAACACAGCAGAGAGCCCGUUAAGAAAGACAUCGACAACGACGGCUGGUUCAAAACAGGUGACGUCGGAUUUUUCGACGAAAAAGGAAACAUCUACAUUUUGGAACGUGUCAGCUUCAUGUUCAAGUACUUCAUGUUCAUCGUGUCCCCAACCGAGAUCGAGGUGGUUCUGCAAGAGCAUCCGGACGUGCUGCAGGUUGGCGUGGUGGGGGUGCCGCACCCUGAGAGCACCAGCGUCGCCAGAGCAUUUGUGGUGCUCAAAAAAGGGCGCACCUGCAGCAAGGAGGACUUGUGCCAGUUUGUGGCCGACCGGUUGCCGAAUUACAAGCAUCUGCACGGAGGGGUGGUCUUUGUCGACAGCCUCCCCGAGAGCAGAGGCAACAAGCUGGACAGACCAGCACUCAUAAAAAUGGUUAUUGAGCAGGGUGUUUGAAUGUUCACGUGAAAGGUGUAAUUUUUAAUAAAAUAUUUUUAACGUUAAA
Cloeon dipterum is the source of this 1860-nucleotide messenger RNA. RefSeq lists its product as uncharacterized. The record is from RefSeq and is a predicted model, not a curated record. Gene Ontology annotation, molecular function: CoA-ligase activity. Bases 159 to 1811 code for a protein of 550 amino acids. The transcript has 11 exons. NCBI's taxonomy places the organism in Eukaryota, Metazoa, Arthropoda, Insecta, Ephemeroptera, Baetidae.